CCGCUUCUUGGGCGUUGGCCUACCCACUGGGCGCACCCACGACACCUUUUCACACCACACUUCGCUACCGCCAGCAUGCCGCGCCGAAGGUUUAUCGAUAAGAAGGACGCGAUCAACUACCGCCUCGUGCACCGCGCCCAGAAUGACCCGCGCAUUCACGAUGAAAACGCCUCGUCCAUGGUCUUUGCCGAGAUCGAAGGCAAGAACACGCGCGACAGUUCAGAGCCCGCAGGCAGUUCGCGAGCCUCGCAAUACUCUUCCGCCUCACGAUGGACGACCGGCACGGGACGAACUGGAAGGAGCCAAAUCAAGUCGCGCAAGGACCUAGAGCCCGAAUUCGCGACUGAUGUGCGCAAGAACGAGGGCGAGGCUGCCAGCUACGGCAUCUUCUACGACGACUCCGAGUACGACUACAUGCAGCACAUGCGGGACCUCAACAGCGGAGGCGGCGAUGCCUACUUCAUCGAGGCCAAGCAGCCGAAGAAGGGCAAGCAGAAGAUGGAUUUGGCAGACGCGCUUCGUGCCGCCACGCUGGACGACAGGCAGAGCGACGCCGGGAUCAGCAUGAGCAGCAGCAUCAGUCGUGCGGCCAGCGAUGUCUUCGGCGAGGACCUUGCGCCCUCUGAGUUUGUGAGAAAGACGACAUACCAGGACCAGCAGAACAUCCCGGAUGCCAUUGCAGGUUUCCAGCCCGACAUGGACCCGCGACUGCGCGAAGUGCUGGAGGCUUUGGAGGAUGAAGCUUAUGUCGAGGAUGAGGAAGACUUCUUCUCCGAGCUGACGCAGGACCCCGCCGAGGUUGGGCAGUACGAGUGGGAAGAGCAAGACUUUGACGAUGGCGGCGACACCAUGGACCGCUUCCUCGACGAAGAGGACCCAGGCUGGGAGACUGACGACACCAUCAAGGCGUCUUCACCGAAGCCAAAGACGGAGAAGGAGGCUGUGGAACCCACCGACCCUGCAACACUGCCAGCGCCAGACGAGGCGCCAGCUCCCGCCGAGGAGGGCAGCAUGGACUACAUGGAGGCGUUCAAAAAGUUCAAGAGCGACGCCAAGUCCGGCAAAGCACCCAAAGCCGCUGCGCCCUCCGACAUGCAAUCCUCGAUCAUGACGGGCGCCUCGGCGCUCACGGCCGGCGGCCGAAAGAAGAAGCGCAAGGGAGCCCUCACGAAUCCGUCCAACUACAGCAUGUCGUCGUCGGCGCUGCACCGCACCGAGGGCCUUACGCUGCUCGACCAGCGCUUCGACAGGAUCGAGGAGGAGUACGCCGACGACGAGUUCCCCGACGACGCGUCGAUGGUGUCGGGCAUGAGCAAAAUGUCUGGCUUCAGCGCCAUGUCGGGCAUGUCCGGGCUGUCAAACAUGAGCGAGGCGCCGCAGCUGAGGUCGGACUUUGACAGCAUCAUGGACGAUUUCUUGGGGACGCACACGACGGUCGGUAAGAGGAACAACAGAAUCCGGAAGGGCAAGGUCAUGAGUGGGUUGGAACAAUUGGACGAGGUGCGCAAGGGACUGGGGCCGGCGAGGAUCAACGGGCGCCCGAGACCGUCCAACGUGACGGCGUAGAUGGGGAGAGGAUAGGGAGAUGCAUGGGGGGCGUUCUGGGACACGAAAAGCAUGCUAUACCCGGUAGACUUUGGCACGAAUUACG
Paraphaeosphaeria sporulosa is the source of this 1651-nucleotide messenger RNA. RefSeq names its product Low temperature viability protein. Gene Ontology annotation, cellular component: nucleus; preribosome, small subunit precursor; cytosol. The transcript is spliced from 2 exons. Gene Ontology annotation, biological process: ribosomal small subunit export from nucleus; ribosomal small subunit biogenesis. The record is from RefSeq and is a predicted model, not a curated record. Lineage: Eukaryota; Fungi; Ascomycota; Dothideomycetes; Pleosporales; Didymosphaeriaceae. Bases 76 to 1566 code for a protein of 496 amino acids.